Molecule: messenger RNA, 873 nt
Organism: Meyerozyma guilliermondii ATCC 6260
Lineage: Eukaryota; Fungi; Ascomycota; Pichiomycetes; Serinales; Debaryomycetaceae
Exons: 1
Coding region: 1-873 (290 amino acids)
Source: RefSeq, a predicted model, not a curated record
AUGAAGUCUACCAUAAAUGAGCUUGAAAAACGAUAUACGGAACUCAACAACCAGUUAUGUCACAAGCUAAACUCCAUAUUAUGGUUGGACAAGGUAGAAAAACUUCAGAAAGAACCAGAAGACGUUAUAAAUGCAGAAUAUGAACGGAUUGCAAAAUCCAUACCGACUAAACUUAAAUUUACAAACGACGAAACUGACUCGACACUUGCCUUAGCCCGUCAAUUGCGUGACCAGCUAAAUAUCAUUCAAACAGACUCAUAUUUGAACGAUUUGUUGCAAGUAACACUCCCAAUUCUUCGUGCUAUCCACCAUGAAACCAGCGAUCUCACUAGCCUGGAGCAGAAAAUCGCUACUAAUUUAAAUCUCUUGUAUGGUAACGACUCUGAAGAUGGUGCUAAUGUCUACAAUACCAUGAAAAUGUUUCAGCAGGCCGAAACUAACGACGGCAGUAUGAUUCGAAAUAGGCAGAAACUAGUCCACUAUUUGAUUGAUACGGUGAAGCCUCGAUUAUUGGAGUAUGACAGGGUCAGUAAGCGAGAUCAGGAGGUAGCACAAAUGGCAUUGGAAAGGAAAAACCAGCAAAUCGACGAAUUUGUGGGCCAGUUAUCAUCAGAUGAGAUUGAAACCAUAGAUAUUAUGUAUUCUGAUCUCGUCAAAUCCUGGCUAAAAUCAGCUAUCUAUUGCGAUCUACUACCAGGAAUAGUGCUUACGUUGCCUUUAGACUGGCACAGCGAUACUAAUUUGGCAGCGGUAGUGAACGACUGCCUGAACAUUGGUGCGAUAAUGACCAAGAACCAAUCACUCGUGAACGUCGAUACGAUUAAAAACAUUACUUCUGAAAAGUUGAUAUCAUACGUGGGAGCACUUCAAUAG